Molecule: messenger RNA, 1080 nt
Organism: Trypanosoma cruzi
Lineage: Eukaryota; Euglenozoa; Kinetoplastea; Trypanosomatida; Trypanosomatidae
Product: mucin-associated surface protein (MASP), putative
Exons: 1
Coding region: 1-1080 (359 amino acids)
Source: RefSeq, a predicted model, not a curated record
AUGGCGAUGAUGAUGGCUGGCCGUGUGCUGCUGGGGUGUGCCCUCUGCGUGCUGUGGUGCGGUGCCGGCGGUAGGUGUAAGGAGGAGGCGGGAUCUCCUGCCGGUGGUAAAGGUGCGGUGGAGACUACUGGAGCUUCAGCGUCAGGACAAGACAGCUCAGAUCUAAAAAAAGUUUUGCCCAAGGCUAAUCAAUCAACAGAAACACCUGCAGGAAAAUCUUUGGAAGGAAAAGAAGUUAACACUGAUCAACUGGUUGUUGUUCCUGGAGUGGAGGAUGAAGAAGAUGGGAACCCUUCAGAGCAAUUAGAAGAACCUGUGGAAGAUGGUCCAGAUCAAGAAAAAACAAAGCCGAAAUUACAAAAUAAAGAACAGGAAGUAACGCAGCCGUCACAAGCGCAAGUGGAUUUGCCACAGAAAGCGCAGCCACUACUGCAACAGUCACAACCGCUACCCCCAUCAGCGCCGCAGCCACACACUCCUGCUUCAGAAGAGGGUAAAGGUGUUGGCGAGAACAAUACGGGUGGAGAAGGUCAGCCCUCAUUGGGAGCACAAGAUAUUGGAAACGAGGAUCCAAAGGCCCCCAUAAAAGGAAACUCAUUAAAGGAUUCAGGUACAAAAUCAGAAAACAGUGAACAGGUUCAAACGACAGUGCCAAAAACAGUACCGCCGGAGAACAAAACCCAAAAUGAAAUUUUAACUCCGAAAAAAAAGACGAAUGAAAGCGAAAGCACGGAUACAUCCACGAACCUAACCGAACUACCGAAGGAAAAUAAAGAAUAUCCUGCCUUUGUAGAAGUUACGGCGCAGAGUACAUCAACUGGCAGUGAAGAACAAGAAGCUGAGCCAUCUACAAGCGAAGAACCUUCCCCUUUUGAGGAGCAGCACUCCACAGGGACGAAGACAACUGAGAAUGCUCGAACACCGGCUGCCGCCGCGACAGAAAAACUCCAAACUGGAGAUAAUGAAAAGGUUGGCGACAGUGACGGCAGCACCGCUGUCUCCCACACCACCUCCCCUCUUUUGCUUCUUCUUCUUCUUGUUGUUGCGUGUGCGGCUGCUGCUGCGGUGGUGGCCGCAUGA